AGGUCACUCAGAUAACCAUCCAACACGUGAAUGGAUCGUGAUAGCGCCUCUGUGAGGACUGCCCCUGUGGCGUGUGUCUAAUCCCGUCUUCAACGCACCAAACUUCACUCCAACACUGAACUUUUAAUUAGUUGCUGCGGAUUGUGUUUUUUUGUAUAAGAAGAUACCAUGGCAGCCUGUAAAGUCCCCCAACAGGCCGCUACGACCACCAGCCAGAUAAUGCACAAGAUUCAUCGCCUGAAUCACGACCAAAUGCUGGAAUAUUACGAGAAUUGGGCAGGUUCAUACGAUAAGGAUGUCAAAUCCUCUGGCUAUGAGGCGCCUCGACUAACCGCAAUAGCUCUUGGUAAAGUGCUAUCAGACAAGAGCGCCCCCAUCGUCGACUGUGCUGCCGGCACCGGUAUCGUUGGCGAAGAGUUGACAAAAGUUGGUUUCAAGACUAUCGAUGCCGUGGACUAUUCCCAGCAGAGUUUGGACAUCAGCGCCUCGAAAGGAGUGUACAGGCAGCUCAUUUGUAAUAAAUUCGAUGAAAACAAAAUCGAGGAAAUCAAAGACCAUUCUUACAGCGGUCUUACUUGUGUUGGCUCUCUUGGGACGAAUCACAUAACACCGUCGGCAUUCCCUGAAUGGAACAGAAUAGUCCAAAAAGGUGGUCUCAUGGUGUUCACUCUGAGCAGAGUGGAAUAUGACGAUGGUUUACCCGACCAAAGAGUGGUCCUUGGAAAUGGCAUCCAAGAACUUCUCGACAAAGGAACUUGGGAAUUGAUCGAGAAGACGGCUAUACCGUACUACAGUGGAUACCUAGCCGAUAUGUUCACCAUCCGCCUUAAAACCAAAACAGAUCUUUAGGCCUAGCCUCAUAGGCCGUCUAGUUAAGCCGUUUUAUUACCAGUAACCAAAGUAACGGUUGAUGAAAAAAGAAAAAAAGAAUGGAGAGUCACAAGUUAAGUAUUUACAAAGUAAAACUUUAAAAAGGCCAAGAAUUUAGUGUCCCUUGUCUAAUAAUUGAGAUAAGUCUUCAGUAUUAUUAUAAUGCCAUGGCAAUUCGCGAGGUUAAGACAACAUUUGGCAUGUGCUACUUCUUGUAGAUUUGGAAAUGGGAAUUUAGUUUUAUUUUAUUCCAACAAGUUUCUGUCUAAAGAUAGACUGUUCCCUAUCGAUCCAAAUAAGGCAUAAGUAAAAGGGGCUAUUUUGCACGUUAUGUUGUUGUUGUCCAACCAAUGGCAAAUUUGACCCAGUUCAAUUUCGUACAAGUUAAAUUUGGUACAAGUGAAGAACUUGCGGUACCCUUUCUACAGUCGCAGAGAGAACAGCAUAUGAUUCGGUAAGGUCAAAAUUUUACCCAUCAGAUCGUUUGCUGUACUGGAAACAGUAUGCCAUCCACCAAAAACAUAGCAGAUUUGACUGGUUUACCCACACGUACACUUGAAUACCAUAACUGUCAACUUUUUCAAGGACACUAUUUUUUAUAAGUAGAUGGUUGGUUUUUUUUUAAGUUAAGUGCUUUUUUAAAGUUUAAAGAUUUUUGUAUGAUAUAAUUUGCUUUCCCAUACUUUAGACCUUGUUAAUCAUACAACAGAAUUUAGCUAUUGCAAGUGUGCUUAAAACAACUUAAACUCGUCGCAAUUGAUAAUUAGUAUUAAAGUAAAUUAAAAUAAAACAUCAAAUCGAUAAUCGGAUGAAACGUU
Molecule: messenger RNA, 1688 nt
Organism: Patiria miniata (bat star)
Lineage: Eukaryota; Metazoa; Echinodermata; Asteroidea; Valvatida; Asterinidae
Product: methyltransferase-like protein 27
Exons: 5
Coding region: 169-849 (226 amino acids)
Molecular function (GO): S-adenosylmethionine-dependent methyltransferase activity
Source: RefSeq, a predicted model, not a curated record